Molecule: messenger RNA, 1679 nt
Organism: Peromyscus maniculatus bairdii (prairie deer mouse)
Lineage: Eukaryota; Metazoa; Chordata; Mammalia; Rodentia; Cricetidae
Source: RefSeq, a predicted model, not a curated record
GGCAUCCCCCUGCCGUAGCGGGGCGCACGCUGAGGGCAUCCCCCUGCCGUAGCGGGGCGCACGCUGAGGGCAUCCCCCUGCCGGGGCGCCCCUGCCCUCCCUCGGCCUCAGAUGCCCCGAUUAGCGAAGAGGGCGCCGCGGGCUUGCAGGGUUGUGCUGUGCUGGUGUGCGGUUUGCUUUGGUUCCUCCUCAGUUUUCCGCGGCCCCCCUGUCCCCCUGUCCCCGGCCUCCGCAGGGACCGCGCGUGCGCCGCCACCACGCCUGCUCUUGUUUUUAAUCUUUUAUUCAACCCGGGACGGGCGCCAAUCCCCUGCCCCAGCCAUAGAAGCUCCAAGUGUCCGGGUGCCCAAGUGACCCUCAGUGUCCCCCCAGGAGCCCCAGGCUGGGGCCCGGGAGAAGGUGGCCCGGUCCUGGUACUGCACCCGUGGCCUGGUGUCCCUGUCAGCCAAGAUCGACCGCAAGGGCUACACCCCAGGCGAGGCCAUCCCCAUCUUCGCGGAGAUCGACAACGGCUCCACCCGAGCCGUGCAGCCCCGCGCCGCCCUGGUGCAGACGCAGACCUUCAUGGCCCGGGGUGCACGCAAGCAGAAACGCGCCGUGGUGGCCACUGUGGACGGGGCGCCCGUGGGCCCGGGCCACCGCGCGCUGUGGCCGGGUCGCGAGCUGCGCAUCCCCCCGGUGGGCCCGUCCAUCCUGCAGUGCCGCGUGCUCAGCGUGGACUACUCGCUCAAGGUCUGCGUGGACAUCCCGGGCUCGUCCAAGCUGCUGCUGGAGCUGCCGCUGGUGAUCGGCACCGUCCCCCUGCACCCGCUGGGCGGCCGCUCGGCCAGCGUGGGCAGCCGCGCCAGCUUCCCGCGACCCUGGGGCCUGUGCCCCACGAUGGAGUGGCCAGAGGCGCCUCCCGAGUACUCUGCGGUGGUGAGGGGGACCCCGCCGCCCCCCGCCGCCCCCGGCCCCGGCCCCGGCGACCCCGCGGCGGCCCUGGCAGGGCCCUACCUGGCCUGUCUGCAGGAGUUCCGCUACCGGCCGCCUCCGCUGUACUCUGAGGAGGACCCCCACCCACUCUCAGAGGCCGUGAGGCCGCGCUGCAUGACCUGCUGAAGUGUGAGCGACCUCGGUACCAGGUUCGAGAUUCUCCGCCUCUGCAGCCCGGGCUGAGGAGCGGCAGGCGACUUCUGUGACUGGCCGCGCCCCGGGCCUCCAGUUCUCUGCAUCCGACCAGCCAGACGUCCCUAGAGGCCUGUGGUCAGGAGAGACAGUGGGGUAAACGCUUCGUCCCGUGGAACCAGAACCAGGGGAGGCAGAAGGCUGCCAGCGGGUGUCCCAGCUGGGGCUUUGGCGUAUGAACAGGAGCUCGCUCCGCAAGCAGACAAGACAGGAAAGGGUUGGAGCUCAGAGCCCACCGCCCCCAUGUUAGGGUGGGGAGCCCAGGUGUGCAGGGCUUAAUCACGGCCACACUGAGCAGGACAGAGGCCCAGGGACAGACGUGUGGGCAGUGAGGGUCCGGGGUUCCGGCUUCUGAGGCCUGGUGACCGGGUGAGUCCAGAGCUGCGCGUGACCCGCCCGGAGAGGCUCUGCUCAGGGACCCGGGCCGUGGGCCGCCCGGUCACCGCCGCCAGGACCCGCCGUCCCCGCGGUGACCCCGCCACUCUGUACAUUAAAGGCGACUCUGGACGUGG